Molecule: messenger RNA, 2765 nt
Organism: Cadophora gregata
Lineage: Eukaryota; Fungi; Ascomycota; Leotiomycetes; Helotiales; Ploettnerulaceae
Exons: 3
Coding region: 478-2328 (616 amino acids)
Biological process (GO): transmembrane transport
Cellular component (GO): membrane
Molecular function (GO): transmembrane transporter activity
Source: RefSeq, a predicted model, not a curated record
GCAUUUGGCAAAAAGCAACGCUCCAGAUCCGGACCUGCGCAGUAGAGUAUCAAUCCACUACUUGCCAGAAUGCCAUGUCGUGAUACGCCAGCCAUGUUUCAAGUUUCCAUUCCCAGCAAAUGGGAUCUCUUGACGUGUUAAAUGUACUGACAUAUCUAAGCCAGAAAUUGAUAACCAAGCCUGGACACGCUACUGUACCGCCCACGGCGCAAGGGACUCGGACCCACUUCCAGCCUAUCUGGGAAGCUGAUGAGGACGACAUCUGGAAUCCUGCUAGCACCUUUCUUUUUACAACCACCUUCUUUUACCUCUGUCAUGAUCUUGCUACUAUCACUCUAUUAUACACGCAAGAUUGAAGUGUAGAAAGCGGUGCUUCGCACAAUCUGACCAGGCGCAUUCCCAAUUCUUGCGACACAGACACGCGACCUAAGGAUCCAGGAACCGCCCGAUAAGCUUACACGAGUGACGGGUACAACCAUGAACGGCGACAGUGAGACUGCGGACACCGCUCGGGGAGGAGAUAAUGGCGAUACGGGAAGGGAUAUUUGGGGCGCAAAGAACUCGUUGAGGAGACAUGCUGGCUUGGACAAGAAGAUACAGAGGGACAGCGAGGUUACCCCACUGCUGGCAAGUGGGAGCAGUGCUUCGGACAGCACAAAUAAUGGACGUGAAGAUGGAGAAGAUGCGCCGCAGUGGGAGGGUGAAGCAGAUUUCGAGGGAUUGAAUUGGAGGCAUAAACCAUCUAUGUACUGGCUGUUGCCCCCAUUCUUCUUCUUUGCUACCGCAGUAGGUGGGAUUAUGGUCCCGAAGUUGAAUCUCCUCCUCUCGCUGGUAUGCCGGGAAUACUUUCUCGAAAAGUCUGCUUCGGAUCCGAAUUCUAUCAUCAUGCCGGUGAUAUUGGGCUCCAGCAAUCCACAAUGUCGCAUCCCCGCGGUCCAAGCAUUGGCUACAACAUUCACGCUUUAUAUUACAGUGACUACGGGGAUCAUAAGUGCCGUAAUGUCUCCAAAGAUUGGGUCUUGGUCUGAUCGCUACGGACGGCUGAAGCUCCUCACACUUACCAGCGCGGGUGCUUUGAUUGGAGAGGUCAUUACCAUUAUCGUGGCAACUUAUCCGGAUCGAUUCAGCUACAAGUGGGUGCUGGUUGGCGCUGUAUUUGAUGGACUAUGUGGUUCUUUCACAACUGGAAUGGCUCUUACGCACGCCUAUGCUGCAGACUGUACUCCACCACCAAAGCGAGCUGUGGCUUUUGGAUACUUUCAUGCUUGUCUCUUCGCAGGAAUCGCAAUCGGACCUCUCAUUGCCGCCCUCCUGGUCAAGUUGACCGACUCCAUCAUCACGCCUUUCUACUUUGCGCUCUCGAUCCACGCAUUCUUCAUUACCUUCAUCCUCCUGGUCGUACCCGAAUCACUGACCAAGAAACGUCAAGAACGAGCCCAGGCGAGAUAUUUGCUGGAGGCCGGUAGUGUCGACCCGGACGGACAUGUCAUCAACCCCAUCAAUGUAGGAAACGGCCAACUCGGACUUUCCGCCCUCGCAAGAAGAGCCAACAUCCUCGAACCUCUCAAGAUUCUCUGGCCAACAGGCCCAGGCACCUCCAACAAGCUCCGUGCAAAUCUCAUCCUACUCUCCGUAGUCGACACCAUCGUGUUCGGUGUAGCAAUGGGAGCCCUCACAGUAGUCGUGUACUACGUCAACUUACAAUUCGGCUGGGAAACACCCGAAACCAGCGUUUUCAGCUCCGUCGUCAACAUCUGCCGCGUCUCCGCCCUCGUCAUCAUCCUCCCCUCUCUCAACUAUCUCGUGCGCACCCGCCGGGCCAACCGCGAGCGCAGAGAGUCUGGAUUUGCUGUCCCGCAGCCGAAUACAGGGUCUGAUUGGCUUGAUCUGGCUAUCGUCCGUGUAGCUGUGGUCUGUGAAAUCAUUGGCUUUGCUGGGUACGCUGCUGCGCGAACGCCGGCGCUGUUUGUGCUUUCUGGUAUCAUUGCGUCGCUGGGAGGUGUUGGGAGUCCGACAUUGCAGUCUGCGCUUACGAAACAUGUGCCUCAUGAUAGAAUCGGACAGCUGCUUGGUGCCACGGGCUUGUUACAUGCUCUGGCGAGAGUGGUGUGUCCGCUGAUUUUCAGCUCGAUUUAUGCGGGUACCGUGGGCUCGUUUCCACAGGCUGUCUUCGUGGUGUUGACGGGUUGUUUUGUGGCCGCUUCGGUGUGCAGUUGGUUUAUUCGACCGAACGUCUACCUCGAAGACCCCGUAACAAUCAAUACACAACCACACCGCGCAGACAUCGACCCUGACGUUCUCGUCGACGAAGAGAUAACCGCUAUCUAAUGCCCCUGUCUCUCUUGCUUAUAUCUCAAAUCGAGAGUCCCACAGUCAGAACCCACUAAUUUAUUACAGAAUGCCAGUCGCUGCCUGGUGAAUUUCAUUGUCUACGAAGUACAGAGCAUUGAUCGCUCAUACAUCAGGUUGAGCCUCUGCUCAUAUUUCCUUGUCUCUGCACGUUUUGGGUUUUGGAGUUUGGCGAUUUUGGGGACUCUCGAUACACACGCAUGCCUAGGUAGGGAAUUGGAAUUAGGGAUUAGAUUAUAGAUUUCGAGCUUUGUCUUGGGCAUUAUCGCAGCUGGAUAGUCUGAAUUGGAUUGGAAUGGAAUGGAGCAUAGUGGAGCAGAAUGACUGAUAUGGAGUCGAGUGGAGUACGUGCUAGUGGAGCCGAGUGUAUAUGCUGUAUAUGAGAACCUUCUGUCUAUAUGAUGAGUGAGUCUAUG